Lates calcarifer (barramundi perch) is the source of this 1672-nucleotide messenger RNA. RefSeq names its product junctional sarcoplasmic reticulum protein 1. NCBI's taxonomy places the organism in Eukaryota, Metazoa, Chordata, Actinopteri, Centropomidae. The transcript is spliced from 7 exons. The record is from RefSeq and is a predicted model, not a curated record. The coding region runs from base 139 to 945 and encodes 268 amino acids.
CUCCAGCACCUGUGCUUGGCUGUCAGACAGUUCAGAGCAUGACUCUGCUGCCAUCUCAGCAGAGGAACAACGGGCUCUGUGACAAAGGUUCCCCCCCGACGCUGCCCAGGGGACCCCAAAUGUGGAGGCAGGGAAGGGAUGGAAGAAAGCUAUGAGACAUUUGAGGAGGAGUUAGGGCCACCAAGAGCAGAUCCUCCUCCACAGAAGCCUGUUCGACAGAUCCAUAGACCAGAAAUGUACGCUACAAGAAAAAUCAGAGAGGAAAUGGCUUCUGAGCAACCAAGAGCAGAGCCCAAGGCUGUACCCAGAGAACCCAGCUUCCCCAGAACAACAUCUGUGCAUAAAACCAUGUCCAUUCAAAACCUGACCCAGAUUGAAACACCGUGGGAGAAUGUCACACUGAACCGAUGUCUGUUUGUGGCCAUUACCAUCCUGGUGCUGACCUCAGGCUUUCAGAGGCUUCAUGAAACUUUACGUGGGCAAGGUACAGUAGAAGAGGAGGAAGAAGUUGGACUGAUGGUGAGACGGUCAGGUACAUUACGACACAGACGACUACCACCAGAGCCCGAGACAUCUCUGUGGGAGGUCAUGUUUUGGUGGCUGCCAGACCUUGAUGACGAUGAGGAUGAGGAGGAAGAUGAUGAUGAUGGAGAAGUGAAAAGAGGGAGAUCGAAGAGAGAAGCAAUGGCACGAACAUCAAGAGGUCUCAGACACAAGCCGCUGCCAGACAAAAAACUCAUGAAGCAAAGGGACAGAAAACUGAAGGACAGGAGAGCCAAGAAAAACACGGAUGAAGAAACCAAGGAUAAGAAAGAGAGAGAUAAAAAGGAGGACCCUGAGGAAGGAGCAGGCGAAGGAGCAGGUGAAGGAGAUGAAGGCGAUGGGGAGAUAGUGCCAAAGAAUAAAAAGCUGGAGGAAGAGAAGAAAAAGACUCAAAAGGGAUGAAUUGAUUCUUUCUUCUGUCAGACACCAAUUCAUUUUCUAAAGUUUUCAUCUACACGCUGAUCUGAUAUUAUUUAUAACAUAUAUAUGAUUUGAUAUUAUUUAUAACAUAUAUAUGAUUUGAUAUUAUUUAUAAAAGAAGGUAACUUGAUUUCAAUGUUACCUCUCUGUCUGUUCAAUCUUUCAAAUACUAGAACACUCAAAAAUUACUUUUUCUUCCAGUUACAUGUCAAUUUUUGUGUGUUACAGCUUUUUGCUGCUUUGCUUGAUUGAUGACUUUGUGUGAUGGAGCUUUGAUUUACCAGAAGUCAUCUGCAUUUUCAUAGAAUUGAAAAUGCUGCCAUUGUUUGAUUUCUCCCUUUACGGUGUUAAAAGAUGUCAGACCUCUUUAUUCCACUGCUUAUCGUGGAUGCCAGCUCACUCAGCUGUCAAUAAUAUGAGACCAGAGCGCUCUAAUUUGUAUAGAAGAGAGAGAAUAUGGGCAACAAAUAUUCAAGUUUCUGUUUUUAAAUCAAAAUUUUGACCAAUGUAGGUCAUUUUUGAUGUGUGUCAUCUGAAAACUGUUUUGAAACAGGAAGUUAAAAGGUCUUCUUUGUGAGUUCAUGCUUUUAUCAUCAAUAAUUCUGGGCCUAAAUAUUUCAGGAACUUCUGUCGUGCUUCUUUUUAAAAAAUGCGUUUCUUCUGCUAUGAUCCACUCAGACGAUACAUCAAUAAAUCUUUUUGUGUGUGA